AUGCAUAGCUGCAAGGUUAUAUACGACGAACAAGUGAUAACUAAAGUAUGUUGCAAAGGUUACAAGCGGCUGAGGACGACACAACUGAAGUGCGAGCCAAUAUGCAAGGUAGCAUGCAGAAGUGGCACCUGCACGCAGCCAAAUGUGUGCACCUGCAAUAAAGGCUAUGUCAAUUUCAACAACGAUCGAUCGAACCGAUGUGAGCCCUUCUGCCAGGGCUGUGAUAAAGGAACCUGCCAGUCUCCUGGCCGUUGCAUCUGUUCCAAUGGCCACCAGCUAGACAAAAAAACCAACAACUGCAUUCCCCAAUGUGCCAGUGGUUGUCCCAAUGGCAAAUGCAUAACGCCUAACAAGUGUGCGUGCAACCAAGGAUACACGUUGAAUGACACCACCCAGGUGUGCAUGCCCACCUGCAACGAUAACUGCAAGAGAAACAAUGGGUUCUGUGCUGCGCCCAAUCUUUGCCAGUGUAAUAAAGGUUACGUUCCAAAACCCAAUUCAAAAUCGUUUGCCUGCCAACCCGUCUGCGAAAGUGGCUGUGAAAAUGGCGUUUGCCGAGCUCCUGGAGUCUGCGAGUGCAAUAAAUUUUAUCGAAAAGAUGCUGAUAAGAACUGUGCUCCCAUCUGCGAUGAAGGUUGCCUAAACGGAAAAUGUACCGCACCAGACGUAUGCACAUGUAUGGCGGGAUACACGAAAAUCGGGGACAAUGUCUGCGUUGCCAUUUGUACGGCGGGUUGCAAGAACGGAGUCUGCGUGGCGCCGAAUGUUUGCUCGUGCGACGCAGGGUACGAAAUGCGCGAAGAUGUAUGUACUCCAGUAUGCAAGGAUGGUUGUGAGAACGGAUCCUGCGUGGCGCCCGGCGAGUGUUCUUGCAACGAGGGAUACGUCAAGUUAGGAAACAAGUGUGUUCCCGAUUGUAAAGGCGGCUGCAAGAACGGAUUUUGUGCCUCUCCAGGAAAGUGUUCUUGUAAUAAAGGAUACAGCAAGGAAUCGAAUUCUACUUGCUCACCAGUUUGCACGAAAGGAUGCGAGAAUGGCUUCUGUGCUUAUCCAGAGAAGUGUUCCUGCAAUAACGGAUAUGAAAUGGAUAGUGGCAGUGAGAACAGGUGUGUUCCAGUGUGCACAGGUGGAUGCGAGAACGGAUACUGUGCUUCUCCAGAAAAGUGUUCCUGCAAUAACGGUUUUGAAAUGGAAACUGGAAGUGAGAACAGCUGUGUUCCAGUGUGCACAGGUGGAUGCGAGAACGGAUACUGUGCUUCUCCAGAGAAGUGUUCCUGCAAUAACGGAUUUGAAAUGGAAAGUGGUAGUGAGAACAGGUGUGUUCCAGUGUGCACAGGUGGAUGCGAGAACGGAUACUGUGCUUCACCAGAAAAGUGUUCCUGCAAUAACGGAUUUGAAAUGGAAAGUGGUAGUGAGAACAGGUGUGUUCCAGUGUGCACAGGUGGAUGCGAGAACGGAUACUGUGCUUCUCCAGAAAAGUGUUCCUGCAAUAACGGUUUUGAAAUGGAAACUGGAAGUGAGAACAGCUGUGUUCCAGUGUGCACAGGUGGAUGCGAGAACGGCUUCUGUGCUUCUCCAGAAAAGUGUUCCUGCAAUAACGGAUUUGAAAUGGAAACUGGUAGUGAGAACAGGUGUGUUCCAGUGUGCACAGGUGGAUGCAAGAACGGAUACUGUGCUUCUCCAGAAAAGUGUUCCUGCAAUAACGGUUUUGAAAUGGAAACUGGAAGUGAGAACAGCUGUGUUCCAGUGUGCACAGGUGGAUGCGAGAACGGCUUCUGUGCUUCUCCAGAAAAGUGUUCCUGCAAUAACGGAUUUGAAAUGGAAACUGGUAGUGAGAACAGGUGUGUUCCAGUGUGCACAGGUGGAUGCGAGAACGGCUUCUGUGUGUCUCCAGAGAAGUGUUCCUGCCAUAGCGGAUUUGAAAUGGAAAGUGGUAGUGAGAACAGGUGUGUUCCAGUGUGCACAGGUGGAUGCGAGAACGGAUACUGUGCUUCACCAGAAAAGUGUUCUUGCAAUAACGGAUUUGAAAUGGAAAGUGGUAGUGAGAACAAGUGCGUUCCAGUGUGCACAGGUGGAUGCGAGAACGGCUUCUGUGUGACUCCAGAGAAGUGUUCCUGCCAUAACGGAUUUGAAAUGGAAACUGGAAGUGAGAACAGGUGUGUUCCAGUGUGCACAGGUGGAUGCGAGAACGGAUACUGUGCUUCACCAGAGAAGUGUUCCUGCAAUAACGGAUUUGAAAUGGAAAGUGGUAGUGAGAACAGAUGUGUUCCGGUAUGCACAGGUGGAUGCGAGAACGGCUUCUGUGCUUCUCCAGAAAAGUGUUCCUGCCAUAACGGAUUUGAAAUGGAAACUGGUAGUGAGAACAGGUGUGUUCCAGUGUGCACAGGUGGAUGCGAGAACGGAUACUGUGCUUCACCAGAGAAGUGUUCCUGCCAUAACGGAUUUGAAAUGGAAACUGGUAGUGAGAACAGGUGUGUUCCAGUGUGCACAGGUGGAUGCGAGAACGGAUACUGUGCUUCUCCAGAGAAGUGUUCCUGCCAUAACGGGUAUGAAAAGGAAAGUGGUAGUGAGAGCAGGUGUGUUCCAGUGUGCACAGGUGAAUGCGAGAACGGAUACUGUGCUUCUCCAGAAAAGUGUUCCUGCAAUAACGGUUUUGAAAUGGAAACUGGAAGUGAGAACAGGUGUGUUCCAGUGUGCACAGGUGGAUGCGAGAACGGAUACUGUGCUUCACCAGAGAAGUGUUCCUGCAAUAACGGAUUUGAAAUGGAAACUGGAAGUGAGGACAGAUGUGUUCCAGUAUGCACAGGUGGAUGCGAGAACGGAUACUGUGCUUCUCCAGAGAAGUGUUCCUGCCAUAACGGGUAUGAAAUGGAAAGUGGUAGUGAGAACAGGUGUGUUCCAGUGUGCACAGGUGGAUGCGAGAACGGAUACUGUGCUUCACCAGAGAAGUGUUCCUGCAAUAACGGAUUUGAAAUGGAAACUGGAAGUGAGAACAGAUGUGUUCCAGUAUGCACAGGUGGAUGCGAGAACGGAUACUGUGCUUCUCCAGAAAAGUGUUCCUGCAAUAACGGAUUUGAAAUGGAAAGUGGUAGUGAGAACAGAUGUGUUCCAGUAUGCACAGGUGGAUGCGAGAACGGCUUCUGUGCUUCUCCAGAUAAGUGUUCCUGCCAUAACGGAUAUGAAAAGGAGAGUGGUAGUGAGAACAGGUGUGUUCCAGUGUGCACAGGUGGAUGCGAGAACGGAUACUGUGCUUCUCCAGAUAAGUGUUCCUGCCAUAACGGAUAUGAAAUGGAAAGUGGUAGUGAGAACAGGUGUGUUCCAGUGUGCACAGGUGGAUGCGAGAACGGCUUCUGCUUUUCUCCAGGCACUUGCAGUUGCAAUGAUGGUUUCUUCUUGUCUGAAGAAACGGGACGUUGUCUGCUCGAUAUGACAGAACGCAUGACGGCAAACUGUGAACAGAUAUGUUGGAAUGGAACCUGCCUAGAAGGAAUGUGCACGUGUGAGGAAAAUUACAAGCUGCACCAAGCUGAAGAGGAUAAUCAGAGGCUUUUAUGUCUGCCAAUAUGUGACCCCGUAUGCAUCAACGGAUACUGUGAAGCGCCAGGGACCUGUAGCUGUUUUGGUGGUGGAAGUCCUGAAAAUGGAUAUUUUUGCCAAUUUAUGGAUUUAUUCGGCGCAUUGGAAACAUCCCCCAAUAAGGGCAAUACCGUUGAGCAUUUGAAGUGGUUAUUUAUUACGACCGGUAUUAUAGCCUUUUUCUUGGCUGUGGUGAUCGCCAUGAUGAUGAUGUAUAUUUUCAAAAAACGCAGCUACUAUGUGGACAAAAACGAAAGGAAAUUGGGCGUCUAUUUUUCUCGGAAUAAAGUGGAUAUAAUUCGAGCGUGAUCUUAAACUAAAAACCAUUAAUAUUCUCAUUAUUCAUUAAAGGUUAUAAAUAUGCUUUAGAAA
This is a messenger RNA of Drosophila eugracilis, 3948 nucleotides long. RefSeq names its product fibrillin-2 (gene eater). The transcript is spliced from 4 exons. Lineage: Eukaryota; Metazoa; Arthropoda; Insecta; Diptera; Drosophilidae. The record is from RefSeq and is a predicted model, not a curated record. Bases 1 to 3885 code for a protein of 1294 amino acids.